UUUUUUAAUAAAAUUAAUUAUUUUAAUAUAUAAACAUACAUACAUUAUAUACCUGAUAUAAUACUGAUUGUUUGGGCCGGGACGGUACAAAUAUAGACCGUGCGCCCGGUACCACUUAGAUUUCGCGCAACGCUCACACACCGACCGACUUUUGUAUUUGUGUGUAUAUAAUAUGUUAUAGCUCAGCUAGAAUUGGUUGGGUUCGCCGCGCAAAUACUAGUGAGCUAUGUGGUGUGGUGAUGUGUAAGGUGUGUAUAUGUGUGAGUGUGUAUGCUUAAAAACUAAUGACAAAAAAGGUAACUCUGAUAAAUAAUGGGUAACACGGUUGCUGGUAGUAAGUUGAUGUUGCUGUAUAAUACACAAUAAUAAAUUCACAAAAUAUAAAAAUCACAGCAACACUAAGUAUAAAAAUAUAGAUUAUAAUAUACAACCCUUUUGACCUAACUAAAUAUUUGCAAUUACAAAAUAUAAUAAUAAUAAUAUAAUAAAACUCACGGAUAUGACGGUGCUCGGCUGGCCAGCUGCUACCUAUCCUAUAUAAUAUUGAAAAUAAUAAUAAUAAUGAUACAAUAUUUGACGAUUAGCGCCCACACACAAUAAAAAUCUUAACUGGCGAUUCGCGCCUACGAAAACAAUAAUAAUAUUUGGCGAUUUGCGCCUUAACACAUUGAUAAUAAUAAUAAUAAUACAAUAUUUGACGAUUAGCGCCCACACACAAUAAAAAUCUUAACUGGCGAUUCGCGCCUACGAAAACAAUAAUAAUAUUUGGCGAUUUGCGCCUUAACACAUUGAUAAUAAUAAUAAUAUUUGUGGCGAUUCGCGCCCCGCACAAUACAGAUUUAUAUUAUAUAAUAAAAAACGGCGAUUCGCGCACGGAAAUUAUUAUUUACUCAUUCCUCGUUUACAAUGAAUAACGGACUAAAGAUUUCGGCGGCCGUGCUAAACGUACCGGCUCGUUCGACUUUUCUAAUCUGCAUAUUAUAUAACUCACAGCUGACACAAUUAUAACAAAAAUAAAAACAAUAAUAUCAACAUAAUAUGGGGACGAACAGGUAACAGAUAUGUGUGUGUGUGUGUGUGAGUGUAUGCGUGUGCCGGCCGGUGGCGAGAUAUGCGCGUUACGGUCUUAACACUGAUAAUUGUUUUUUUUUCAGAACAAAAAUGCAUACGUAUACCAAAAAGUAUGUCGAUGGCUUGAUGAAAAAAAGUAUGUUUACUGAAGUUGAAGUUUCUUUGAUGAAAUUAACUAAAGAAGACAUAGAAAAUUUUAAAUUGAGCUUGAUUAAAAAGAAGGAUAAUAUACCCAAAGAAGAAGUUAUAAAUGAUGAACCUGCUGAAAAAAAACAGAAGUUGAAUAGAAAUGGAAUAGAUGUUUUUAAAUCGGUAUUAUCUAGAGAGAGUGAAACUCAUAAAUUUGAAUCACAAUUGAAUUCUUCAUUGAAACCCAUUAAGAAAACUGCUUUUACCAAUAUGGAGGAAGUACCCACAGUUAUCGAUUGCGAUGAAUCUACUAAAUCUGGAAAUUCUUCAGCUAAAAAUGUAUGGCCAAGGAUCAACGUCAUUGAUGUUAGGAAAAUGAUGGAAAAAGAUAAAUACAUAAAUUGGAUGAACACUUUAGGCAUAAAACCCAAGCUUAUAAAAAAUGGCAACACCAAUUUAGUAGUUGCUAAACCCUCUACAAGCAAAAUUAAUCCUUCUUCACAUAGCACAAAAGUAAAUGGACUUAAAUACCCUUUGAAUGACGAAAACAAUGUAGGAGGGAAUUUAAUUGAAAUCGAAAAAAUACUUAAAAAGUAUUUUGGAAGAUCUGUACUAAAUACUGUAGUAGUUAUUGCAAAUAUAGUCAACAUAAUUUCAAUAUCUAACAAGCAUCUCAAAGAACAAAUGGAUGAAGCUAUUAAGAAAAUAUCUGAAGCGGAAAAACUUAAAGUGAGAUGUGAUGCCUACCGUACACACGAAAUGCAUAAAAAAAUUCUAGAAACAAAGUUGAAAACUAAUUUUGAAUACAUCAUUUCAUCUUUUGCAGAAUCAGAAUUUGAUUUAGCAUUUAAAUUGCUUUUUCUAAGUAUUUUAACUGUACUUCGAAUCUUGGAUCAGCCAAAAUAUGGAAAAGCUCGAAUCUUCAACAAAUUGUUACUCACAUUAUCGACUAGUUUGAAAAACGGUGAAUAUAACCAUCCUAAAAUGUUAUCAAUAUUCCGGUCAAGGAAACUUCGACCUGAAUGUAUUGAAAUAAUAAAAAUAAUUGAAGAUCGUCGGGAUAGUGACCCUGAAAUCGUCAUUCGCAUGCCAUUGUUUUUUGUAUCAUCAGUAGACAAGCGGCAAUAUUUUCAAGCAGCUACUGAUAUUGUAACUGGUAAAUUGAACGAAAACCUGGAAUUAUUAAUUGACGAUGCAAUUCUUCAAUGUUCCAUUGAUUCAAAAUGUAAAAAUGUUGUGGAUUCUUCAACUGUAAAACUUUCAAAUUGUAAAUUACCGGUAACAAAAACUAUUCAAAGCCCUAUCAACUGUGGUAUAAUAACUGAACCAACGUUCCAAUUCAAAAAUCUAAACAAACUAAUACCUGCGCUAAAUGUUAAUAAGGUCCGAACCAUUGGUAAUGCCGGAGUAGAACCGUCGAUUGAAACGACCCAGCGAUUAAAUAACUUCUACAAUCCAUUUUCUUCUUCACCACAAAAAGAAAUGUCAGAAUCGUCUAGUUCUACAGUGAUGCCAAUACAAAAAUGCACAGUUCUUACGCCAAUUAUUUCAAAUAGUCCUUUGUACUUGCAUCAAACAGCAUCAUCGUCAGAUACUGCAACUCCAGUACCAUCAAAAAGAUUAUUUUUGAUACCCAACACAUCAAUUCAGAAUAUAAAAACAGAACCAGACAGUUCUCCUCAUAUAACUCAAGGAAACACUAUUGUAAUUAAUAAACAAACUUACAAAAUAGGCAGGUUGCCACCAACUAGAAAGAGAUCAGUAGACGUUGGUACUCAUCUAGCUGGGAAACAACCGACAACUGAUGUUAUCAAAUGCUACAUGAAUAAAUGUGAAAAUUCUGCAAAAAUAAUGUGCAGCAAUUGUAAAAUUGUGAAAUACUGUUCCUUGAGCUGCCAACAACAACACUGGAUAAUUAAACAUAUAGAUGAAUGUGAUAAUCUGAGAAGACUGAACCAGGCUCUACCCUAAACUUUCCAUCACCUAUAUAAAUAAUUACAAUAUCGUAUAUUAAAAAAAAUUAAAACCCUUAUAAAUGGGAUUUUACUAUUUAUUAUUUUUUUUUUUUAAUACUCUGGUAUUCAUUAUUUAAAUAAUUCGGGUGGUCUUUAUAAAAAAGUUUAAAAGUCAUCAUAAAACACGUUUGUUUAGAUUUAAAGUAUAUCAAUAUCUAUGAAAUAUAGCGCGGGUCUCACACUUUAACAUUGAUAUUGUUUAAUGAGAAACAGGCGUUUGAAAAUAUUAUUGUGACAGCAUAGCCGAAGCCUGAAAGGCGACGUAUGUAUCACAUGUAAAAGUGUCUAGAUUAAUACAACAAUUGAAUCGGUCAUUUGGAAAAUGACAUAUUCCCAUAAAAUGAAAAUUUUCAGGAAACGUAAAAAACUGUUUUUAUAGAUCAAAAUUAAAUUUAGAUAAAAAUUGAAUAAUGGUUGAAGUAUUUGAUUCCCUUAUAAAAAACCAACUAUGAUAUAAUAUUGAUUAUUUUUACCUACUAGAUUAUUUUAUGAGGGAAUGAACGUGUUUGAGAUAUGACCUUUUCCAAUGGAUUGUAAAUUUUCAUUAAUUAUGACCUCGUGACUGAUAAAUUGUUUAUUGUAUAUCAUAUAAAAUUAAAUAAUUAGUCUUACAGAAUACACUUUGUAUUCUUUGUAAUAAUUUUAUUUAUGAACUUCAUAAUCACUUCUUUUUAGUUAAUUUUUU
This is a messenger RNA of Acyrthosiphon pisum (pea aphid), 3900 nucleotides long. RefSeq lists its product as uncharacterized. The transcript is spliced from 5 exons. The coding region runs from base 1162 to 3171 and encodes 669 amino acids. Lineage: Eukaryota; Metazoa; Arthropoda; Insecta; Hemiptera; Aphididae. The record is from RefSeq and is a predicted model, not a curated record.